This is a messenger RNA of Rotaria sp. Silwood2, 1389 nucleotides long. The record is from the annotation of a GenBank genome assembly. Lineage: Eukaryota; Metazoa; Rotifera; Eurotatoria; Philodinida; Philodinidae.
AUGGUUGAUGUUCUAUAUUCACUUGUGGAUGCUAAUGAACGAUUUAAUCAUUUAAUACUUGAUUCCCUUUAUAUUCAUAAUCUUAAUAUGGUCAACAUGACAAUCAAAUCAUAUUAUGAUCGUAUUUUUUCAAUAGACAAACAUGUUCUUGAUAGAAUAUGUAAAAAAAUAUUACCUCGAAUGUAUCAUCAAGUAAACGAGCUGAUUGUUGAACAAUAUUCAAUGAAACGUAUUCUUCAUACUGUGAAUUAUCCACAACUUUACUCGUUAUCACUUAUUAAUUUUCAAGCAAAAAGACUGUUAAAAUAUUUAACAGAUGAUUCAAUUCUUCGUGAAGUUCUUACUGAACAAAUCACAAAUCUCAAAAUCGAUAUUCAGGAUGCACAAUCAACAAAAGGACGGAUAAUUGGAUCGGAUAUAUUUGUCUUGAUUUUAUCUUUAUGUAAACGAUUAACUAAUUUGAAUUUUUGUCAUAUGUACCAUUAUCGAAGAUUACCAUUUUGUAUUUUUAAUUAUGUGAGAUCAACACAUUGUAUGUCUUCAACUUUGACUAAUUUGAAAAUUUGUGUCAUAAAUUUUGGUGAUUGUCUUUAUCUUCUUGAUGGACGUCUUGAUUGUUUAUCGACAUUGAUUAUUCAUGUGAAUAGAAUAUACUGUCCAUCAUCAAUCAUACAAAAGACGGAAAAACUUCCCAAAUUGAAAUGUUUCUCAUUGAGCUCUGUUGAAUACACAAGACGUUAUGACGAUGAAAUUAUUCCAUUACUUCGUCGAAUGAUAAAUCUGGAAGAAUUGACAUUGCUUUUGCCAGUACUAAGAUUUGACUCAACUUAUAUUGAUGGUAUUCACUUGCAUGAUCAAAUUCUUAUUUACAUGCCACAACUGAACAAAUUUACUUUCAGUAUAAAUACACUUGUUGUCAACAUGAAUGCUAAAAUUGAUCUUCCAUCGCAUGAAGAUAUUCAACGUAGUUUCAUUGAAAAAAAAUACGGUCAAGUUGGUUCAUAUGUUGAUAAUGUAUCAACGAAGAUCGAAGGUAGCUGUCAUGUCUAUUCACUUCCAUUUCAAUUCGAAUAUUUUCUUCAUCUUAACAACUGUUUUCAAGGUGGCAUGUUUGAUAAAGUCCUGUAUUUGUUUAUGACUGGUGAAGAAUCAUUAAAAGAUAUUGGUAUCUAUCUUCAACAUGAACAUAAUCGUUUAAAUAGUGUAACACGUCCAUUAACUGAACUUGAACAAGCUGAAUAUAAUAAAGAAAAGAAAAUUUUAACCAUGGAGGAAGACUUGUUAUACAAUCUUGUCGAUUAUUUACAAGUUACAGGUCGUAUUAAAACAAAUCUAGAAAGUGGUUCAUCAGCUACAACAACAACAACAACAACAACUGAUGAACAAUAA